This is a messenger RNA of Suillus clintonianus, 1466 nucleotides long. RefSeq lists its product as uncharacterized. Bases 315 to 1466 code for a protein of 383 amino acids. Gene Ontology annotation, molecular function: nucleotide binding; oxidoreductase activity. The transcript has 5 exons. Gene Ontology annotation, cellular component: cytoplasm. Lineage: Eukaryota; Fungi; Basidiomycota; Agaricomycetes; Boletales; Suillaceae. Gene Ontology annotation, biological process: NADPH regeneration. The record is from RefSeq and is a predicted model, not a curated record.
GUCUGUCUAGGGCAAAAUAGCAGGUUUGUUCCAAUUGCAAUUUGGAGUGGACACGGGAGUGUAUUCCGGACAAUACAACAUGUGAGCCAUAUCUUUUCUCAUUCUAUGCGUCGCAUGAUCGUGUACAUUGUGCUGUCCGAUAAUUCCCCGUGACAGUGAGAAUGAUGGGGGUGAAGAGCAGAAGCCGAUUCAGAAUUACAUUAUGGUACAUCUUUCUUGCUUGGAGGUAGUGUUUUCAUCCCCAUUACCGUUCACGUUUGCGGGCCUAUCUAACAAUCAGGUAUCAUCUGCAUAAACUUGUACCAGUACUUAUCAUGUUGGCUUCAGACACCGGAAUUGCUAUCCUUGGCGCGGGUAUCUUUGCUAAGGAAGGACACCUUCCUGCACUGCAAAAACUUGGCCCUCUCGCGCCAAAGCUCAAAGCCGUUUACUCGCGAUCAGAGAAGAGCGCUCGUGAACUCGCUGCCGAAGCAACAGUCCUCCUCAACACUGCCCCUGAUGUCUACUUUGACGAUAAUCCAUCUUUAAAUCUUGAUGCACUUCUCGCAAGAUCUGACAUUUCAUCCGUUAUAAUCAUCCUCCCAAUCACCCUUCAGCCGUCCGUCGUCUUGAAAGCACUCGCCGCCGGCAAACACGUGCUAAGUGAAAAGCCCGUUUCAGCAGAUGUGGCGUCUGGUGUCGGAUUGAUCGCUCAAUAUGAAGCGCAGUACAAACCCAAAGGGUUAGUGUGGAGAGUAGCCGAAAAUUGGGAGGUUGAGCCAGGCCACAUCGCCGCUAGACGCGCUAUCGCAGGUGGCAAGAUAGGAAAGGUUACCUUCUUCAGCUCUCGCGCUGUUAACUUCACGGAUCGGGGUACGAAAUGGUAUACUUCGGCGUGGCGUCUUUUCCCGGAACAUCAAGGAGGUUUCGUGCUUGACACCGGUGUGCACUCCGCUGCAGCACUUCGUGUCAUACUCCCAAGUGCAAUGACUCACCUGUCCGGGUUUGCAUCGCUCAAUAAGCAGAUACUUGCGCCCCACGAUACCAUCAACACCAUCAUAAAAAACGCAGAUGGUUCACAUGGCAUUUUCGAGCUCAGUUUCGCUGCACCCAGCCUAUCUCGUUGCGAUCUGGAACGCGGCAUCAUCAUCACCGGAACAGAUGGCUGGCUCAAGGUCCAGCAAACCAUGGUCCGUGACCUCAUCCGUAACGUUGAGGAGCCCGGGUUUCGCGUCACUAUCAAGUCGGCCACCCGUGGUGCGAACGGUGUGCUUGGCCCCGAAAAGGAGGAAGUUAUCGACGAGCCAUUCAGAGGCGUGGAAUUGGAGCAGGCGAGCUUUUUUGUAGCAUUAGCAGGAAAAGAUGAUGGUCUUGGCAGCCCCCUUGGUGCACUGAAGGACGUCGCGGUUCUCGAGGCUGCCUUGACUAGUGGUGGAGAACUCGUUGAUCUUGAGAAACUCAUCAGCCAGUCUAUAUGGGACAUGUAG